AAAGCCAGAGAGAGAGAAAGGAAAGAGAGAGAAAAGCAGGAAGCUGCCACCGAGUUACCUCCCCAACCACGCCUCCUUUCUUUCUUCUCCUGGAAAAACCACUAUAAAGCCAUCCCUAUUCCCCACAGCUCUUCCUUUCUCACGACAUCUUUGAAUCUUUCUGUUACAUAAUUCCGCUUUCUCUGCCUCUACAUCUUCAUCCCGAUUACCCUUUUUUUUCUUUUCCCUUUCUCUCCACUUUUUCGUUUUCUCCUCCUUUUUCUAGUUUGGUUUUCCAUAACUUUCCCGGAAAAGAUUUUCCGAUAUAUAUAUAUAUAUAUAUAGGCAUGGAAAAUCCUUCAGGUGUCAUUUCCAGGGAAGAAGACGAGCCGAUGGAUUUGCCGCCGGGAUUUCGAUUCCACCCUACCGAUGAGGAGCUCAUAACUCACUAUCUUUCUCACAAGGUUCUUGACAGCCACUUCUGUGCCAGAGCCAUUGGAGAGGUCGAUUUGAACAAGGUUGAGCCCUGGGAGUUGCCUUGGAGAGCCAAAAUGGGCGAAGGAGAGUGGUACUUCUUCUGCCUCCGCGACAGGAAAUACCCAACUGGUCUGAGAACGAACAGAGCCACGGAGGCCGGUUACUGGAAAGCCACCGGAAAAGAUAAGGAGAUUUACCGGGGAAAAGCCCUUGUCGGGAUGAAGAAGACUCUGGUUUUCUACAAAGGCAGGGCCCCCAAAGGGGAAAAAACCAACUGGGUCAUGCACGAAUAUAGGCUGGAGGGCAAGUUUUCCAUCCACAACUUGCCCAAACCAUCCAAGAAUGAAUGGGUGGUCAGCCGAAUUUUCGAGAAGAGUUCGGGUGGGAAGAAGAUGAUGCCGGGGUUGGUGAGGAUGAGCAGCUACGAGGAUGAGCUGCAGGCCUCAAAUUUGCCUCCAUUAAUGGAGUGCUCGGCCUACGACGACUCUCAGGUGACCGGGUUCUCGGAUCCGGCGGAGGAGGAGGAGAAGAAACCGCCGGCGCCGGAGGAGAUGGUCGACAGCUCAAAGCUCUGUGUUCCGGAUCCAGACUCAUUCUUUGCGCCAAAUACAGAGAAUUUGCAGUACGUGGAGCCUGGUUUGAUGCCGGAUCAAUCCAUUCUGAGAUUCUUAAUCCACAACAACGGCCUCAACAUGAGGAGAUCUUAUGAUGAUCAAGGAGAUCCGAUGUCUUCUUCUUCUGCUGGGCCAGUGGAUCUUGAUUGUCUCUGGAACUACUAAAACUAAAUUCUCAGAGUUUCCAGUAGCUGAACAAAGAAGAAGCAUAGGAAAAACAGGAAAAGUUGAUAAUCAUCUCUAGUUUGGUGUAAAGUUACUUUAGAUUCACAAAAAUUGGUUCAUAAUCCCAUCUCAUGUAUUAUGCGAAGAGAAUUCAUUCAUGUUCAUGGUGGUUUCUUCUCUUGUCUCUUUGUUUUUUGUCACUGUACAUACAUAUAUAAGAGGUGCAGAGUUGCUUGCUGUUAUUUACAUUA
Messenger RNA from Diospyros lotus (date-plum), 1486 nucleotides. Its product is annotated as NAC domain-containing protein 100-like. Gene Ontology annotation, molecular function: DNA binding. Gene Ontology annotation, biological process: regulation of DNA-templated transcription. The transcript is spliced from 3 exons. Bases 327 to 1235 code for a protein of 302 amino acids. NCBI's taxonomy places the organism in Eukaryota, Viridiplantae, Streptophyta, Magnoliopsida, Ericales, Ebenaceae. The record is from RefSeq and is a predicted model, not a curated record.